AUGUCUCGACUUAGCAUAAUUGGUGAUAUAACAAAUGGCACACGACAACUUAGACUUCGAAAAGAUUUGUUUCCAUUACUAGAUGCCACCGAAAUCACUGUUUGUUUAGAAGAAUGUGGAUUUCAAGUUACACAAGAAUUAAUCAUUAAACCAACACCUGAUUUCGUUACCAAAUUAUAUGAAGAAUUCAUAGAUACUUUUAUGGGAAUUGGAUUUGGAGUUAUUAGAGAAAAAGCUAGGAAAAUGUCACAAUUUAAUCAAUUAGAAGAAAAUGGAUCAUUUAAUGGGAAUAGUGAAGAUCAAGAACAACAACAACAAGAUCAAGAAAAUGGGAAUUUAAAUUUAGAAAAUGACGAUAAAACUGGAUAUAUAUAUUCCACAUUACCUACAACUUUACUUCUUAGAUAUUUAACAAGGUUUUUAUAUGCCUGUGGAAUUAAUGAUUUUACAUUAAUGGAUUUAGGUAAACCUGAUGGAUUUCGAACAAGAAGAAUUUUAAGUGCAGUUAUUAAUUUUAUUAGAUUUAGAGAAGAUCAAUCAGCUGGAAUGGAAGAAUUGGCUAAAGAAGCAGAAGAAAAUGCAGAAAAUGUCAAUUUAAUUCAAGAAGAAAAUGUCAAUAUAUUGAAAAAAAUUAAUGAAAAUAAAGAAAAAUUAGAAAUUGAUUAUGAAACUGGUGAUAAACGAGCUAAUUUACAAUAUGUUAAUUCAUAUAAUCGUAAAUUAGAAAAUAAAUUAAGAGAAUUGAAAACAGUUCAAGAGAAAUUAACUAAAGAACAUGAUGAUUAUAAACAGGAGAAAACCAAUUUAGCUCAAAAAUUAUAUGAUUUGAAUUAUUUAUAUAAUGAAACUCAAGAAUCUGUUGAAAAUUUAACCAAAUAUUCUGAUGCUGAUUUAUCCGUAUUAGAAAAGAUUAUUCAAGAUUUGAAUAGUGAUUUAGUAAACAUGCAAACAACUUUGAAAAAUUUAGAAAAAGGACAUCAAAAUAUGGGAAUCACAAUUGAUUCAAUACAAGUGAAUGAAAUUUCAUUAAAAGAUUUAUUGAAAUUAGCUGAAGAUGUUAUUAGAAACAUUGAAAAAGAACUGAUUGAAUUAAAAAUAUUAAGAGACAAUCAAGAGACAUUAGAUGAAUUAACUAGAAAACAAAUGGAAUUAGCAGGACAAAUCCUAAUUGUACAAAAUCAACUUAAUAAACUGAAUAAAAAAUAUCAAGAUUUAAUAAAUCAAGCAGAUAAAAAGGAAUCAGCUAUUAAAUUAAGAUUAGAAGAAGCUAAAUUGGAAUAUGAUAAAAUACUUGGUGAAAAGGAAAAACAUAAUGAUGAUCAUAAACGUAUAAUGGAUCAAAUAUUAAAAGUUCAACAAGAAAUCACUGAAUUAGAAGACAAUUUCUCUAAAGAAACAACAGAAUUAGAAUUAAAGUUGGGUAAUUUAAGAAACAUUGUUAAGAGAUAUAUGACAGAAUUAAACAAAAAUAUCAAAUAG
Molecule: messenger RNA, 1479 nt
Organism: Candida tropicalis MYA-3404
Lineage: Eukaryota; Fungi; Ascomycota; Pichiomycetes; Serinales; Debaryomycetaceae
Gene: NUF2
Product: kinetochore-associated Ndc80 complex subunit
Exons: 1
Coding region: 1-1479 (492 amino acids)
Biological process (GO): mitotic spindle organization; meiotic chromosome segregation; kinetochore organization
Cellular component (GO): Ndc80 complex; kinetochore
Molecular function (GO): protein-containing complex binding
Source: RefSeq, a predicted model, not a curated record